GAUGACGUUCCAUAGUGACGUUUGACUCUGGCAGCGUCGAUUCUCUUGCAAGGUAUUGACCAUGUUCCAUGUCCAGGGCCGACGAAAUUCCGUGUUUGUAAUUUUGUUUUAUUAAAACAUCAAAUAAAAUAAAACGCACAGGAGUCGAACGCGAAAGGCACCUGGGUGAGUGCUGAGCUGGGCUAGAAGGCGAGGCCAAAGCAGUCCCCUCCUCUUCCUCCGUGCCUUCUUCCUCUUCCCUUUCACUCGAGAGCCGCUGUUCUUGCCCGACCUCUGACCUGCCGCGCGGAAAAGAUGGGCGGCCUCGGCGACGAAGCGUCCAGCCAGCUGGUGGACAACCAGCACCGGGACGAGGAGCGGGCCCAGAACCAGGAGAACGAGCAGGGGCACCGGCUCGCCCAGGAGCCCGCCGCCAACAACGCCAAGUGGGUCAAGGAGGGCCAGAACCAGCUGCGCAAGGACCAGAACCGCAACCCCGACCACGGCCGGGACCCGGACUGCAACCCCAACCGCAACGGCGUGGAGCGGCGCCGCCCCGCGCGCGGCGAGAAGACCGCCUCCCACAAGGCCCUGCGGUUCCUCUGCUCCGACCUGGAGGCCAGGAACGCCGCCAACAAGACGCUGAUCAUCGACAACCUGGUGUCCCUGGAGGGCGAGGAGGACGAGGAGGAGGAGGAGGGGGAGGAGGAGGAGGAGGAAGACGAGGCCUUGCCCCUGGCGACGAGGGAGAAGGACACGGACUCGUCCUCCGAGACCCUGAGCACCGGGGAGUCGCGUAAGGAGGGCGGAGGAGGAGGUGGAGGAGGUGGAGGAGGAGGAGGAGGAGGAGGAGGUGGAGGAGGGAGGAGCGCCUGCCUGCUUUUCGGGAGCAGGAACGGGACGCUGAGCGACGAGGACUCCAGCUGGACCUCGCUGUCCCAGGACAGCACGGCGAACAGCACCCCCGACGGGGAGACAGAGACCUUCUGGGACCGCAGUGCGUUUGAGACCGACACGGACCUGCCUGCCGGGUGGAUGCGGGUUCGAGACACCUCGGGCACCUACUACUGGCACAUCCCCACCGGCACCACCCAGUGGGAGCCCCCCUCGCCCCUGGAGGGCGGGGCCCCCGAAAGGCCCUCCAGCGCAUCCUCGGGGACCGCCUCCAGCGAGGAGCCGCAGGAGGGGGACGUGGUGUCGGACCAGAGCCUGAAGGAGUUUGAGGGGGCCACCCUGCGCUACGCGUCCAUCAACCUCAGCUGUUCUCUGUCGGAGGAUGAGGAGAAGCAGAGCCCUUUCAGCGCUGACCUGGAGGCCAAGCAGUGCUUCGCCGUGCGCUCCCUGGGCUGGGUGGAGAUGUCCGAGGAGGAAAUGGCGCCGGGGAGGAGCAGCGUCGCCGUCAACAACUGCAUCCGCCAGCUGUCCUAUCACAAGCAGAACCUGCACGACUCUGCGGGCAUCUGGGGCGAGGGGAAGGACAUGUUGCUGGUUCUGGAGAAUGAGACCCUGAACCUGAUUGACCCGCUGGGCCAGACCCUGCUGCACUCCCAGCCCAUCGUGAACAUCCGCGUGUGGGGUGUGGGGCGCGACAACGGCAGAGAGAGGGACUUCGCCUACGUGGCGCGGGACAAGCUGACCCACGUGCUCAAGUGCCACGUCUUCCGCUGCGACUCGCCCGCCAAGAACAUCGCCACCAGCAUGCACGACAUCUGCUCCAAGAUUAUGACAGAGAGGAAGACGUCCAAGUCCUGCCUGAACAGGCUUAACAUUGACCCCUCCAAGCUGGUGGACAUUCCUGUGCAAGAGUUCCCAGCGCCAAAGAACGAACUGGUCCAGCGCUUCCACGUGCGUUACCUAGGCAACGUGCGGGUGACCAAACCCGUGGGCAUGGACACGGUUAAUGUUGCCCUGGAGACGGCCCUGACAGCCAAUGAGAUGCAGGCGUGGACGCCGGUCACCGUGAACGUGGCUUCGGCCACCCUCACCAUCCUCACCACCGAGACGGAGGAGGUGCUGUCGGAGUGCCGCGUGCGCUUCCUGUCCUUCAUGGGCGUGGGGAAGGACGUGCACACCUUCGCCUUCAUCAUGGCCGAGGGCCCGGGCGACUUCGUCUGCCACAUGUUCUGGUGCGAGCCCAACGCCGCCAGCCUGUCGGAGGCGGUGCAGGCCGCCUGCAUGCUGCGGUACCAGAAGUGUCUGGACGCCAGGCCCCCCAGCUCCAGCUCCUGCCUGCCCACCCCCCCGGCGGACUCUGUGGCCCGGCGCGUGGGCUCCAGCGUCAAGAAGGGCGUCCAGACGCUCCUGGGCAGCUUCAAGCAGAGGAUGUCCGUGGCCGAAUCGCCCUGAGGAGGAGGAGCAGCGCUCGCCUUCGCCUCCCCCGCCCCCCCCCCCC
This is a messenger RNA of Anguilla anguilla (European eel), 2371 nucleotides long. RefSeq names its product amyloid-beta A4 precursor protein-binding family B member 1-like. The record is from RefSeq and is a predicted model, not a curated record. Gene Ontology annotation, molecular function: transcription factor binding; amyloid-beta binding. NCBI's taxonomy places the organism in Eukaryota, Metazoa, Chordata, Actinopteri, Anguilliformes, Anguillidae. Gene Ontology annotation, biological process: regulation of DNA-templated transcription. The transcript is spliced from 14 exons. Gene Ontology annotation, cellular component: cytoplasm; nucleus. Bases 295 to 2325 code for a protein of 676 amino acids.